Cuscuta campestris is the source of this 769-nucleotide messenger RNA. Lineage: Eukaryota; Viridiplantae; Streptophyta; Magnoliopsida; Solanales; Convolvulaceae. The record is from the annotation of a GenBank genome assembly.
GGCUGAAGAAGAGGUCCACCAACGGCCCUUCCCUAUUUUCCCAUUCAUAUUAGCUCAUGUUAAGACCAACCCUAACUCUAAACCCUACUAUCCUUAGCAACCCAAAGACCAACCCUUAAGUUACUACUAAGAAUAGCGCAUUAAAAUCUUUGGAAAACAUCACCAUAACAAUCUUGCAGUAACACUACGGUUAUUUAACAAAACCAGUUCGAGAACCUUGAUUAGCAAAAACUACUUAACGAGGCAGCAAAAACAAAAGGAAUGGACAUGCUCCCCUGUGACUGUCGCUUCUUUGUUCAGUGCACAGACCACCAGAUGAGUCGCCACCCACCGCUGCGCUCCAUCUUCGUCACUAGUCUUCAUCACCAGCAUUCAUGGCGUGGAAUUGCUGUUCCCUUCGUCGGAGGACGCCGCGCCGGACCUAGGGGUGAAACCCUAGGUCAGCUCUCUCUGUUCCGUUUCCGCCUCCCCCCUUUUGUCUCAUCUCUAUCUCUUCUUUUUAUAAUUGAAAUUGAAAGUCAUUGAAUUGGAGAAGAAAACUCUGGGAAUCCAACUCUUCGCACUUCCCGUUUCUUGCGCCUAGGAGGAACACGGCUGGUCUUUCCUGCUAUGCUUUCUACGGAUUGGAGGACUAUUUACUUUAUUUUUUUAUUGUCCUUCUGAUUUCCUCCACAUUGGUUUAUGAUGGGCCAAAUAGCUGUCUGGGCUGGGUCUAUUCUUCACUUUCUUCCAAUGCUUUUUUACUCCAAAAUAUAUCUAAAACAUAUUA